Molecule: messenger RNA, 3094 nt
Organism: Lineus longissimus
Lineage: Eukaryota; Metazoa; Nemertea; Pilidiophora; Heteronemertea; Lineidae
Product: zinc finger and SCAN domain-containing protein 10-like
Exons: 4
Coding region: 150-1790 (546 amino acids)
Biological process (GO): regulation of transcription by RNA polymerase II; embryo development
Cellular component (GO): transcription regulator complex; PcG protein complex; nucleus
Molecular function (GO): RNA polymerase II cis-regulatory region sequence-specific DNA binding; DNA-binding transcription factor activity, RNA polymerase II-specific
Source: RefSeq, a predicted model, not a curated record
UGAAAAAUUACUGUUUCGCCCACUUUUCUCUGAAUAAAACAUAUGAUGCUGAUCAAGUUACUCAAUCCAACUGGCCGAAAUUAAUAGAAUCGUAUUCCUAACAUACGUAUCAUUAUUUUUGAUACCUCCAUAUUCAAUGAAUUGAUAGUAUGAAGGACGGAGCCAUGUCGCUGCAAGACAACCAACACACUGACGACGAGGGCAGCCCUAGCCCAGGGCAGGCCAUGCAAGCUGAGCAACCAUUCCAAGAGAUGCAAACGGAACAUCCAUUUCAAAAUAUGCAGACAGAAUUACAAAGCAAAGGAGCUGUGUUGACCAAAGCUUGGUCGGACUUGUUUAGUUUUAUCACCAGGUACCAAGCAGAACUUGUGGUGAAGGAAAAUUCUGUUGAAAUCGCAGGAAAAGAAAUCAAUAUGCGGAAACGUCAGUUGGACGAAAUGAAACCAGUGGUGGAUGCUGGGAAUGAGGAGAUCACCAAGUUACAGGAGGAGAUUAAAGCCAAUCAAAGACUGCUGAAUAGAACACAAUCAGAGCUGACUGUAAAAGAACAAAUGUUACAAAGUGUGCGAUCUGAUUUGAACUGUAAUAUGGACAUGUUAGACAAGUCGAGGAGUGAACUUUUAGGAAAGCAGACAGAGGUUGUGCGUUAUCGUGCUGAUUUAGAACGAUUGAAAUCAGAAUUAACAAUAAAACAAGAGCAGAUUUCAAUAAAAGACCAUCUAUUGAAAAAGUUACAAAAUCAGUUGAUGAAGGAGAAUGCGGAAUUGAAAGAACAGUUAGAGUUAAAAGAGAGGACACUGGAGAUGGAAAGACGAGCUCAUGAGUUCACUAAGAGAAGUCUUAGGCAAAGUAAAUCAAAAUCGUCCAAUGUGGCUGCCCAACCUGUGAUAGAGAUUCCAGACUCCCCUCCAACUUUAGAUCUCUCCGUGGAACAAGCAGACUUUGGUCUUUCCAACAUCAUUUCCAUGGCCGAGUCUCAAUCAAAAUCAGCACAACCAAUGGAACAGGAUGUGGGUUCGUCACAAUUCAGGCUGUCACAUCCAAACCAGGACAAUGCUAUAUCUCGCAUCUCUGCCAUGACCACCGAUACUUUCUCCGAUCUCUCUCACCGCAUGUUGUCACAGGGUAAUACUUCCAUGUCAGCUACGCCAACAAAAGAACAAUGGUCUUCGGUGUCGCCCUCUAUAACGUCGCCCAUGCAAUCUCUCUCUCAUGACAAUUUUAAUCCAGUGAGCAGCGCAAGUGAUACAUUCUUCCCAUUAAGUGUCUCACAAGACGAUGAGGACAAUAAAAGCGGAAUUGACACUUCUGCUGGUGCUAUGAUGAUGGACUCGCAGCGUGACUCAGGUAUGAUGCCAGGCACGCCUAGUUCAGGGGCAAGUGACAGUAAUCAGGGCCCCCCUGUGCCGAUAUCGGGGCCUAUCCCGAGUACGGGAAUGUCACCUGGAGGAGAUGGAAAGACUGCCUUUUUUGGCCCUGGCCAUGUUUCAGUCCGGUGGGACAUGACGGCUUCAAGGAGCUCUCUUAGAUGUCAAAUCUGUGGCAAGACAUCGCAGAACAAGACAAACUAUGAGGCGCACUUCAGGAGUCACAUUGGUGAAAAACCAUUUAGUUGUAAAAAAUGUCAUAAAUCGUUUACGACGAAGGGUUCCUUGAAGUUGCAUCUUUUCCUUCAUACUGGGGAGAAACCAUUUGUUUGUGGGACUUGUGGGAAGAAAUUCCGCCGUAAGGACCACUUGAGUAUUCAUCAAUUUGUGCAUAUGAAAGGUGCCGGUGGGAAUUUUGUAUAAAUGUAUAAUUGUGGAAGUUGUUAACAAUGUUGAUGGGUAAUACAUGUACAUACUUAUGGAAGGAGAGGACCGUUUAAUGAAAGAAUACAGGCAGUAGCAAAGGGGUCAAUUUUGGUCUCCAUUCAGAUGACUCACUCAAUCUGGCUCCUGCCUGCAGUCUUCAUUUAUGUAUUUAUCAAUUUGUAUACAUGAAAGAUGGUGUUGGAUGCUUCUAAGAAUGCAUGGAAAGGGCACAUCCAAAAUUAUCAAGAUUUUUAGAAGAGUAUGUGGUACUUGCAGACCCCAUCCAUCCCCUAAAAAUCUUUUUAUUCAAUAAACAAUGAAAAGACUUCAUAAGUUGCUGACGCUAUGUUUUGUACUCUUUUGAAGAUGUUGAUAAUGAUGGAUGACUCUAAAUCACUGUUAAAGCAUAGAGUAAUAAUCUCAAUGGAUGAUAUGACAUGUGUCAUUGUUUGUGAUUGUACAUAAUGCAGCCUCCAGGCAUUUUAUUAGCUGUAGUCAAUAACUGGCUGUACACUUUCUGGCCAAAUCGCCACAUUAUAGUAUUCUAAAGAAAAUACUAUCAUCAUGUCAGCCAAAUCCAACCACCAGCUAUUAAAAUGAGUGGGUGCAACAUACAUAAAAACUGAUAACAUAAAACUUAUCUGUAAAACUAAUCAUAUAUUCAUGUACAUGUAGGAUAGCAUACAUAUUCUCAUCGCUGAGCAAGAAGAUAUCGAAUGUUUUCAUUUGUGAUAUAAGUUGGUCUAUCUGCAGCACAUUUCUGCAUUUAUUUUCGGAUAUAGUAACAGUAAUUGUGUCUAAGAUUUGGGUUGUGUAAUUAUGUUAAUUAUAUGGCAAUCGUAUAUCAUAAUGAUACGCAGGAUUAUGAAUUUCUUGCGUAGAAUAAGCCCCCUGAUUUGAUCUGGCCACAUUAUAGAAGUUGGGCCAUUUCAGUAAUGUCUUUUUUGUAACGAUAAUUGUCAGUCUGUUCCCGUAGUAGUGAGUAUAGAGUUGAAUGAACAACUUUGGGUAAUUCAUCCCUCAUGAUUCAUGUAAGGUAGACUGGUACAAUUACAUGUACAGUCUUGGCAUGAUUACAGCCCAAUAAAGUGCACUUAACAGUUGACAGUACACAUUAACACACACAGGGGCGGUAAUUGUACUAAGACUAUAAUUGUACCGCUGAAUACCUAAUUAGGACAUACAGUUCAUGUUCAGUGUACCAUCAAGUAUGGAUUAAUCAAAUCUAUACUUGGUGUCAUGUAUCUGUGUAUUCAAUAGAAUAGUUCUAAGAAAUUAAAAAGUAUUAAAUCAUAAUAAAG